AGGAACGGCAACGACGUCAGAUUGAGUUAAAUAAUCAGGAGUCGAAUACAAAUUUCGAGGAAAUCUCAAACGAUAAGAAUUCAAAUGUUCAAAUUAAAGAUUCUAGCCUGUCAUUAUUAAUAAAUUCCGUAAAACGAAAGAGUGCAUUAGCUACCGAAAGCAAUCAAAAAGGAAAGCGUAGAAAAACCAAAUCUUAA
Molecule: messenger RNA, 197 nt
Organism: Funneliformis caledonium
Lineage: Eukaryota; Fungi; Glomeromycota; Glomeromycetes; Glomerales; Glomeraceae
Source: the annotation of a GenBank genome assembly